AUGGAAGAAAUUGACAAUUAUGAUGUAAACAUUAAGCUUACCUUUGGUGCUUUUGAUCCUGAAUUCAGUGAAAAUAGUCAGUUUCCUUCUGUCCAUCAGAUGGCUCCAAAGGAUGAAUCACUGGCCCUUGGCAUGGUUUCCUUGAUGCUUCAUUUCCACUGGACCUGGGUGGGACUCAUCAUCACAGAAGGCCUGAAUGAUUUUCAGUUUCUCUCAGACAUGAGAGGAGAGAUGGACAGGAAUGGAGUUUGUGUAGCAUUUGUAAAAAUGAUUGAAAAUGCUGUUGUAUCACACCUUUGAAGUCCAAACCUGCUAGAUUUCCUGAGCAGAGAGACCUCACCAGUAAAUGUGGUUGUCAUUUAUUAUGAUACUGACAGUCUAAAUGAUAUCAACUAUCAUGUCGGGGUACAUUUAGUGACAUGAAGAGUCUGGGUGACCAACUCACAAUGGCAUGCUGACCUGGCUGGAAGAAAUUUCAUCCUUGACUCAUUCCAUGGGAGUUUCAUCUUUUCACACCACUAUGAGGAGAUUUCUGGUUUUAAAAAGUUUAUCCAGACAGCUACCCCCUUUAAUUACCCAGAAGACACUUUCCUCACUCUGUAUUGGUUCCAGAAUUUCUACUGCUCAUUCUCUGAUUCUGAUUGUUCACUGAAGGACUGUACACCUAAUGCUUCUCUCAUAUGGCUGCCUGCAAAUCAUUUUGACACUGCCAUGAGGAAAGGGAGCUACAAUGCAUACAAUGCUGUGCAUUUGGUGGCACAAGCCCUUCAAGAGAUGCUUCUUCAACAAGCUGAGAUGCAACCAAGGGGAAGUGGAAAUGGGGAAACUAUGGGGUUCUCCCCCUGGCAGCUCCACCCCUUUCUGAAAAGCCUCCAGUUGAACAAUCCCACCAGAGAACAAAGAAAUUUAGACAAGAAAAAUAAAGUAGGUGCCAAUUAUGAUAUUCUCAACUUGUGGAACUUUCCAGAAGGCCUUAGAAAAUGGGUGAAAGUUGGAGAGUUUUCCUCUCAUGCCCCACUUGCUCAACAGUUGUCUUUGUCUGAGAAGAUGAUAGAAUGGGCCACAGGAAUUACUAAGACUCCACAGUCCAUAUGCAGUGAGAGCUGCCAUCCCGGAUUUCGGAAAUCCCCUCAGGAGGGAAAGGCUGCCUGUUGUUUUGAUUGCACCCUUUGCCCAGAGAAUGAGAUCACCAAUGACACAGAUAUGGAGCAGUGUGUGAAAUGUCCAGAUCAUCAGUAUGCCAACACUCAGCAAAAUCACUGCAUUGAAAAGCCUGUGACAUUUCUGACUUAUGAAGAUCCCAUGGGGAAGGCUCUGGUUGGCACUGCACUGAGUCUCACUGAUCUCACAGUGGCUGUUCUUGGGCUCUUUGUGAAGCACCAAGACACUCCCAUUGUCAAGGCCAACAACAGAAAUCUCAGUUACAUCCUGCUCACCUCUCUCAUCUUCUGCUUUCUCUGCUCUUUACUCUCAUUCAUUGGUCGUCCCAGCACAGUCACCUGCAUCCUCAGACAGACCACAUUUGGAGUUGUAUUCACUGUGGCCAUUUCCUCUGUAUUGGCUAAAACCAUCACAGUGAUUCUGGCCUUUAAGGUCACUGCUCCAGGCAGAAGAAUGAGGCAGUUGUUGGUAUCAGGGGCACCUAACUACAUCAUUCCCACCUGCUGUCUGAUCCAACUCAUUAUCUCUGCAGUCUGGAUGGGAACAAAUCCACCUUACAUUGACACAGAUGCACACUCUGAACAUGGUCACAUCAUCAUGUGCAAUAAGGGUUCAAUCAUUGCCUUCUACUGUGUCCUGGGAUACCUGGGCUCCCUGGUCCUGGUGAGCUUCACUCUAGCUUUCCUGGCCAGAAACCUGCCUGACAUAUUCAAUGAAGCCAAGUUUCUGACUUUCAGCAUGCUGGUAUUCUGCAUUGUGUGGGUCACCUUUCUCCCUGUGCACCACAGCACCAAUGGGAAGGUCAUGGUGGCCAUGGAGGUCUUCUCCAUCUUGGCUUCCAGUGCAGGGAUGCUAGGGUGCAUCUUUGCCCCCAAGUGUUAUAUUAUUUUACUAAGCACAGAUAGACAUUCUUUGCCUAAAUUCAAUGAUAAAAUAUAUACUAGAAGUAAAAAACCUUAUUAA
This is a messenger RNA of Fukomys damarensis (Damara mole-rat), 2124 nucleotides long. Its product is annotated as vomeronasal type-2 receptor 116-like. Gene Ontology annotation, molecular function: G protein-coupled receptor activity. The record is from RefSeq and is a predicted model, not a curated record. NCBI's taxonomy places the organism in Eukaryota, Metazoa, Chordata, Mammalia, Rodentia, Bathyergidae. Gene Ontology annotation, biological process: G protein-coupled receptor signaling pathway. Gene Ontology annotation, cellular component: membrane.